UGCAGCCCGAUUCCCUCCAGAGCGGGCGGCGGCGGAGGCACCAUGGGCUGCGGGGCGUCGCUGGGAGCCUGGGCGCUGCUGCUCGCCUUGCAGCUGGUGCUAGUGGGGCAGCCCGUGAAUGCGGCUGGCUGGAAGUGCAACACCAUCUAUAAGGGUUUUGCAGAGUGUCUGGUUAGCCUUGGAGACAGCAUGGCUCAAAAUGUUCAGAAGGACAUGGAAGAUGACACCAUCCAGGAUCAAGAGGAGUUGAACACCAUCUGUCGGUCCUGGGAUGACUUCCACGCCUGUGCCACCAAGGUUUUAUCCAAUUGCCCUGAAGAGGCAGCCAACAUCUGGGAGUCCCUUCGGCAAGAGUCCCGAAAGAUCCAGUUCCAAGGCAAUCUACAUGACCUGUGCAGCUCACGGGCUCAGCUGGCUGGCGAUGGGAAGGCUUUACGUGUAGAUGAGACCAAUCAAGAGACGUUGAGGGGGGCAGCUUCUCUUCUCUGGCCCAGCCUCAUGGCUAGAUUGACUCUUGUAGCUCUUAUGACCCUGGCACCCUUUGCUUAGUGUGGGAGCAGUGGAGAAGCCCUUCCUCCUCUAUUGUCCACCAUGGUAUGGACUGGGGACCUUGUUCUGCUUCUUUCUAAAGGAAUAUUGUCAAGCUUAGGGGUUGAUGGCAACGCCUGGUGUGCCCUGAUUACAGGGUAUCUGGUCUCUUACGUAGGAUGACAGGAGGCUAUGAGGCUUGCCUGCCUGGAAACUACCUGGGUAAAAUCACAUCAGGUGUAUGUAUUUAGUCAAUUUAUUCUCUCAGCAUAUGACUCAAGGCAACAUACAAUCAAAACAAAUUACACUAGAGGCAAUAUAAUAACUAAGCACAACCAAUCUGGACCGGUCCAGAAGAUCUUCUGACCCAAUGCCUGGGCAUGGGGGGGGGGAGGAAAGAUCUUCAAAGCCUUACCAAAGGUAGGGAGGGUCAUCCAGAUCUUGGGGGAAUACUAUUCCACAGGGCAGGUGCAAUAACAGCGAAGCAAUGACACCCAUAAGAUGUCAUUGCAUAAGUGAUGGGAAUUGGAGCAUGCCAACUCUGUUCAAUCUUACUGGAGAUGCCAAAAUAAUUGGAGACAGGUGAUCUCACAAAAAUCAGGCUCUAUUAUGAAAAGCUUAAAAGCGAUAGCCAGCACCUUCAAUUGUAUCUAGAAGCUCACUGGCAACCAAUACAGCUCACAAAGUAGACGCGUCUUAGUUGAGAAUAUUAGCUACAUUCAUAACUGUGGCCACUGCUGCAUUCUGGACCAGUUGUAGCUUCUAAGCGAUCUUCAAAAGCAGUACCAUGUGGGUUGCAUUACAGAAAUCCAGACAGGAGGUAGCCAAGACAUGGCCACGACUAGGGUCCUCCUAAUUCAGGAUGUGGUUGCAAUUGUUGCACAAAUGUACGUGCAAAAGAACCCCGAGCCAUGGCUACUACCUCCUGCUCUCUAAGCAGGAGUUGUGAGUUUGAGAGGUUCCCCAAAUCAUGCAUCCUGUACAGAAGCAGAGAUGGAAAAGUCUCAAAGUCCAUAGUCACUUCAUCACACGAAGGUUGAGCCUAAAUCUGUUCCUCCCCAUCCAGAACUCCCACAGCCUCCAGAUACUGAUCUGGGACCUUGAUGGCACGAAGCACAAUCUUUGAAUAUGCUAAAGGUGCGCCUUCUUUCCUUACACAUAUUAAUCAUGGAAGCUGGCACAUACUAGGAGUUGCAGGUUCCUAUCCCAGGUUUCUAUCUGGUCUUCUCCUUCUAUCUUCUCCGCUUCAUGUUUCUCACCCUCUUCUCCUUCAUCCUGGACUGCGUAUUAAGUCAGACCAUGAGGUCCCUCUCCCUUUGUCAUAUCCGUAUGGAUUGGUAGAAGGCAAAGCUUUCCCAGCUUUCCCUAGGAAGAAUAGGGAUUAAUUCCAGAACAUUCUCCAUGCCAAGCAGGAGAAACAUGACCAUGAAUCAUGGAUCUUACUCAACCAUGACCUGGCCCUACUCAAGAGACCCGCACUAGAGAACUUUUCUCAAAGGUGCUCAAAUGUGUUCUGGUGUCCCACAGUCCUUGUGUCCAUGUUUUCGGGGAUAUCUCAUUAGGAGAGACAAUCUGGUGAGAGAUGACAUGAGGGCUUGGUGAUCUUCAAUGAGCUUAGCCACUUAAUUCUGCGUGCUGGUCAUUUAUGUGUGCACUGACAUCUGUUUGGUGGCUACUUUAUUUUAUAGGUUUCCCAGUUCAUCCAUUCAAGAAGACAUUCAUCUGUAGCUUCUUCUUUUUUUGUGUGUGGAAAGCAAUUAUUUUAUUUUUACCCACUUGGUACUUUUAUGUUUCCCAUUGGGUUCUCCAAUUUUUGGCCACCUGGAAGGCAAAAUGAAUCCAGUGCUGUGUGUGUUUAUGCACAUAUAUGCAAGUUUGGUGUAUUCGGGUCUUUUCCCGUGUAAGAUUGAGAGUAUCUUGGCGAUGUUUCGAUGAGGUCCCACUCGUCAUCUCCAGGCUGGUGUCUUCGGCUUUGUGCCUGUGCGAGGAAAGCGUGAUCGGAGCUGCCGUCUCUCUAUAAAUACUGGUGGGGAGGUGUGGGGUGCUGGCUUUGGGGUGUUGGCAAUGUAACAACACAGGCAACCAACCCGCUCACAGCAGCAAAGCCAGCAUCCCACACCUCCCCACCAGUAUUUAUAGA
Pantherophis guttatus is the source of this 2668-nucleotide messenger RNA. It is a transcript of the gene NRN1L, whose product is annotated as neuritin 1 like. The record is from RefSeq and is a predicted model, not a curated record. Gene Ontology annotation, biological process: neuron projection extension; nervous system development. Lineage: Eukaryota; Metazoa; Chordata; Lepidosauria; Squamata; Colubridae. Gene Ontology annotation, cellular component: plasma membrane.